AUGCGCAAGUGGAUCUGUUGUACAUGUCAAAUAGAAGACUCAAAUGAAGAGGAACAACUGAAAAGUUCGCAGCAGCAGUCUGAUGCAAAUCAUAAGAAUCCAAAACCAGCAGCUGUUGCAAAGCAUGAGGUGCAGAAGGAAGCUCUUCCCAUCGAGGUUCCUCCCUUGUCUUUGGAUGAGGUGAAGGAGAAGACCGAAAAUUUCGGGUCAAAAGCGCUGAUUGGCGAAGGAUCUUACGGAAGAGUAUACUAUGCGACACUAAAUGAUGGUGUUGCGGUUGCUCUGAAGAAACUUGAUGUCGCACCUGAAGCUGAAUCAGAUGCCGAGUUCUUGAGUCAGGUUUCCAUGGUUUCUAGACUGAAGCAUGAGAAUCUCAUUCAAUUGCUUGGCUUUUGUGUUGAUGGAAACCUUCGCGUCCUUGCAUAUGAGUUUGCAACAAUGGGAUCAUUGCAUGACAUCUUGCAUGGUAGGAAGGGAGUUCAAGGAGCACAGCCAGGUCCAACACUUGACUGGAUAACGAGGGUGAAAAUAGCGGUUGAGGCAGCUAGGGGUUUGGAAUACCUUCAUGAGAAGUCUCAGCCUCCUGUAAUCCAUAGAGACAUAAGGUCUAGCAAUGUUCUUCUUUUUGAGGACUUCAAGGCAAAGAUUGCUGAUUUCAAUCUCUCAAACCAAGCGCCUGAUAAUGCUGCUCGUCUCCACUCUACAAGAGUCUUGGGAACUUUUGGUUAUCAUGCUCCAGAAUACGCAAUGACUGGACAAUUGACUCAGAAGAGUGAUGUGUACAGCUUUGGGGUUGUUCUUCUAGAACUUCUGACAGGGAGGAAACCGGUCGAUCAUACCAUGCCUCGUGGUCAGCAAAGUCUUGUAACCUGGGCAACACCAAGACUCAGUGAAGAUAAAGUGAAACAGUGUAUUGAUCCGAAGCUAAAAGCUGAUUACCCUCCAAAAGCAGUUGCUAAGCUAGCAGCUGUUGCAGCAUUGUGUGUGCAGUACGAAGCUGAGUUUAGGCCAAAUAUGAGCAUAGUUGUGAAGGCGCUACAGCCGCUCCUGAAAACUGUAGCUCCAGCUCCAUCUCCAGCACCAGAAUCUUGA
Messenger RNA from Microthlaspi erraticum, 1092 nucleotides. The record is from the annotation of a GenBank genome assembly. NCBI's taxonomy places the organism in Eukaryota, Viridiplantae, Streptophyta, Magnoliopsida, Brassicales, Brassicaceae.